Porites lobata is the source of this 613-nucleotide messenger RNA. The record is from the annotation of a GenBank genome assembly. NCBI's taxonomy places the organism in Eukaryota, Metazoa, Cnidaria, Anthozoa, Scleractinia, Poritidae.
AUGUCAAGUGAUUCGGAAAUAAGCAGCGUUGAACAAAGCGACUCAGAAGAAACAUAUCCAGAAGAGGAAAUAGAAAAUGAUGAUGUAGAUGUAGAGGUUGUUCUUAGUCUCGUUCAACCUUAUGAAGACGAACCUCUUGCAGACGCUUCCGCCGAACCACAUAUGGAAGAAGAGAACGAAGAUGCCGAUGCGGAUGGCCUUACACCAACUGUUUUAGAGGCCAGAUAUGAAAGAACGGUUCCAGUUACGUCCUGGUUUGUAUAGCCAUUUCAAAAUAAUUUGUAUUGCAUUUUCCUUUCCUGUCAAUUUAUAUUUGGGAGAAGCUUGUCUUUUAUGUUUACGUUAUUUCCCCUGCCUUCUCAGGUGCCAAUGUGAGCUAUGCAACGACAUGAAUUUAGUUGGGGCGCUGGAGUUUCGUUGUUGUAGAGAGGUGGUCCAUUCAUCGGGGAAGCUUGUCUUCGAUGGAUCCAUCGAACGCAUCAGCUGUAUAACACAGCAUGAAGACUACGCAGCUCUAAGCAACAGGACGGUUCUGCUUCAAGUGGCUCCAUUGUUGAGAAACAAAGAUGGCCGAAGCUACCGCCGACGAUCUGGAGUUCCAGAGAACGAGUGA